Molecule: messenger RNA, 2236 nt
Organism: Stegastes partitus (bicolor damselfish)
Lineage: Eukaryota; Metazoa; Chordata; Actinopteri; Pomacentridae
Product: potassium channel subfamily T member 1-like
Exons: 17
Biological process (GO): potassium ion transmembrane transport
Cellular component (GO): plasma membrane
Molecular function (GO): outward rectifier potassium channel activity; intracellular sodium-activated potassium channel activity
Source: RefSeq, a predicted model, not a curated record
CUCCACUGAUCAGUUCAUUUGUUCCUUUUCAGAUCAUGUCGUGUGCGAGGAGGAGUUCAAGUACGCCAUGUUGGCUCUCAACUGCGUGUGUCCCGCCACCUCCACCUUGGUCACGCUCCUCGUACACACCUCCCGUGGACGGAUCCAUGGGACUGGCACAGAGAAAGAGGGACAGCAGUCUCCGGAGCAGUGGCAGAGGAUGUAUGGAUGUUGCUCUGGCAACGAGGUCUACCACAUCCGACUGUGUGACAGCAAGUUCUUUGGAGAGUAUAAUGGCAAAAGCUUCACAUACGCCUCCUUUCAUGCUCACAAGAAGUACGGCGUGUGUCUGAUCGGCAUAAAGAGGGAGGACAACAAGAGCAUCCUGCUGAACCCUGGUCCACGUCACAUCAUGGCCUCCUCAGACACCUGCUACUACAUCAACAUCACCAAGGAGGAGAACUCAGCCUUCAUCUUCAACCAGGAGGAGAGGAAGGGCCGUCCUGUCGGGGGGCUCCUGGACGGACCCUGUCAGCUUCCUGUGCACAGCAUCAUCGCCAGCAUGGGCACUGUUGCCAUGGAUCUUCAGAAUACGAGUCCACCUGACUCCUCAGGUGGUAAGCUGAUCCCUCCUACAGUAAAUGGAACAGGAGGCCGCCGGCCGAGCAUCGCUCCGGUCCAGGAAAUCGCCGACUCUGCCUCGAUCCUGCCGUGUGACCUGCUUAGUGACCAAUCGGAAGAUGACUCUGUCUUCACAGAUGAGAAAGGCCACCCAUCUACUGAGUAUGUGAAAGGUUAUCCCCCUAACUCUCCGUACAUUGGGAGCUCGCCCACUUUGUGCCAUCUGUUGGCUGAAAAAGCCCCGUUUUGCUGCCUACGACUGGACCAGGGGUGCAGGCACAACAGCUUUGAGGAUGCCAAGGCUUACGGUUUUAAAAACAAGCUCAUCAUUGUGUCGGCUGAGACAGCAGGGAAUGGUCUCUAUAACUUCAUAGUGCCUCUAAGAGCUUAUUACAGACCCAGGAAAGAGCUCAACCCUAUUGUCUUGCUGCUGGAUAACCCACCUGAUAAUCACUUUCUGGAGGCCAUCUGCUGUUUUCCGAUGGUCUACUACAUGGCUGGAAGCAUAGACAACCUGGACAGCCUGCUGCAGUGUGGCAUUAUCUACGCCGAUAAUUUGGUUGUUGUGGAUAAAGAGAGUACAAUGAGUGCUGAGGAGGACUACAUGGCUGAUGCCAAAACUAUUGUCAAUGUGCAGACGAUGUUCAGGUUGUUUCCCAGUCUCAGUAUUAUCACAGAGCUUACUCAUCCGUCCAACAUGAGAUUCAUGCAGUUCAGAGCGAAGGACUGCUAUUCACUGGCUCUCUCCAAGCUGGAGAAGAAGGAGCGUGACAAAGGCUCCAACCUGGCCUUCAUGUUUCGCCUACCUUUUGCUGCAGGCAGAGUGUUCAGCAUCAGCAUGCUGGAUACCCUCCUCUACCAGUCUUUUGUGAAGGACUACAUGAUCCUUAUUGCGAGGCUGCUGCUGGGACUGGACACCACUCCAGGAUCAGGAUACCUCUGUGCGAUGAAAGUAACAGAAGAAGAUCUGUGGAUCAGUACUUAUGGGAGAUUGUUCCAGAAGCUCUGCUCCACUAGUGCUGAAAUUCCUAUUGGGAUCUAUCGGACAGAGUCGCACAUUUUCUCUACUUCUGAGUCACAGGUGUCCGUCAGUGUGGACGACUGCGAGGACACAAAAGACAGGGGGGACGAGUCUCGCAGCAACGACCAGUCAGAUCACCCCCUCCUGAGGAAGAAGAGCAUGCAGUGGGCACGGCGUCUGAGUAAGAAGAGCGUGAGGUGGCAGGGGGUGAACCGGGACUCCAGCAAGGACCACGCCCAACGCAUCGCCCAGCAGCGCCUCAACCUCUACAGACGCUCCGAGAGGGAGGAGCUGUCCGAGCUGGUCCGCAACCGCAUGAGGCAUCUGGGCCUCCCCACCUCUGGAUAUGAAGACCUGACGAAUCUGACCGCCAGUGAUGUCAUGAACAGAGUCAACCUGGGCUAUCUGCAAGAUGAGCAGAACGAUCACCAAAACACCCUGUCAUACGUCCUGAUUAACCCUUCCCCUGACACCAGGCUGGAGCUCAAUGACAUUGUGUACUUGAUUCGCUCGGACCCUCUGGCUCACGUCCCCGAGGAGCCUCCUGUUCGCAGCAGCAGCCUCAAAGAGCGACACGAGUCCAGCAUAGACGCCAGAGAGGACACCCAGCUCUGA